GUAAUCGACCGCAUACGAUAAUCCAACGAAAUAGUUCAAAGGUCAAUCUGGGGGAUCGUGCUUGACGCCGUGACCGCAAGGGUGAAUCAGCGGUCCAUCCAAAACCUGUCCCUGCACACGCACACACCGAAUCCCCACCUCCCUCUCUCUCUCUCUCCCGCGAAAAUCCAACGAAGCUCUCAGUCUAUCUACAACUGGAUAUGCCACUGGAGCUCUAGGGUUUUACACAGUGUUUGAGUCGAAACCGGCUCGGAUCCAGCAGAUUCCGGUCGGGAAAAUGAGGCACAGGAGCGACCCGAGUUCCACCACCUCGCUGGUCAAGUACGUCCUGGUCGGACUCAUUGCGUUGCUCGGGUUGGCCUGUUUGUACUACGGGUCGUACUUCGCUCCGGGCUCGCGUAGAUCGGACGACGAGGACGGAUCCGACCAGGUAUUCGGCAGUUUCGUCCUGAACCACGAUCCCGAAGAUUUGCUUGAGGACCAAGAGCACAAUCCUGAGGUCCCCAAGAGCAUUCCUAUCUGUGAUUUGAGAUUUUCGGAGUUGAUACCUUGUUUAGAUAGGAACCUUAUCUACCAACUGAAAUUGAAACCCAAUUUGGCGUUAAUGGAGCACUACGAACGGCACUGCCCACCUCCGGAGCGCCGUUAUAACUGCCUCAUUCCGCCCCCAGUUGGUUAUAAGAUCCCUAUAAGAUGGCCAGCAAGUAGGGACGAAGUGUGGAAGGCGAAUAUACCCCACACUCAUCUUGCACAAGAGAAAUCAGAUCAGAAUUGGAUGGUUGUUAAUGGGGAGAAGAUAAAUUUUCCCGGUGGAGGCACCCAUUUCCAUUACGGAGCUGACAAGUACAUCAUUGCUCUUGCUAAGAUGCUUAAGUUUCCUGGUGAUAAACUCUACAAUGGUGGCAAUAUCCGAAAUGUUCUUGAUGUGGGUUGUGGUGUUGCAAGUUUUGGGGCCUAUCUUCUUUCCCAUAGCAUUAUAGCCAUGUCUCUUGCACCUAAUGAUGUACAUGAGAAUCAAAUACAAUUUGCCCUGGAGAGGGGGAUUCCAGCAACCCUUGGUGUCUUGGCUACAAAAAGACUUCCUUAUCCAAGCAGAUCAUUUGAACUGGCUCAUUGUUCACGAUGUCGAAUUGAUUGGCUUCAAAGAGAUGGAAUUCUCUUAUUAGAACUUGACAGAUUACUAAGACCAGGAGGGUAUUUUGUGUAUUCUUCUCCUGAAGCAUAUGCACAGGAUCCAGAAAAUCGAAGGAUCUGGAAUGCUAUGUCCAAUCUUCUAAGAAGAAUGUGCUGGAAAGUUGUUGCAAAACAUGACCAGACUGUUAUAUGGGCAAAGCCAUUGACGAAUAGCUGUUAUUCAAAGAGAGAACCUGGGACAUUGCCCCCUUUGUGCAGUUCUGAGGAUGAACCGGAUGCAACUUGGAAUGUGUCCAUGAAGGCGUGCAUCUCCCCGUACUCUGCAAAGAUGCACAAGGAAAAGGGGAGUGGACUAGUUCCUUGGCCACAGAGGCUUACUGCAGCACCUCCUCGCCUGGAAGAAAUUGGUGUGAGCACUGAGGAAUUCCAAGAGGACGCUAGCAUUUGGCAUUUUAGAGUGGUUGAAUACUGGAAGCAAAUGAAAUCUGUUAUACAGAAAGAUUCCAUCAGAAAUGUCAUGGAUAUGAACUCAAAUCUUGGUGGGUUUGCUGCUGCCCUUAGUGAUAAAGAUGUCUGGGUGAUGAAUGUUGCUCCUGCCAGCACAUCUGCCAGAUUGAAGAUUAUAUAUGAUCGGGGCUUAAUUGGAACUGUUCAUGACUGGUGUGAAGCAUUUUCUACAUAUCCACGUACAUACGAUCUUCUGCAUGCCUGGACAGUGUUCUCAGAGAUUGCAGAGCAUGGAUGUGGUGCAGAGGAUCUACUAAUUGAAAUGGAUCGAAUACUACGGCCAGAUGGGUUUGUCAUCAUUAGAGACAAACCCUCUGUCAUAAACUAUAUUAGGAAGUUUGUGACUGCGUUAAGGUGGGAUGGUUGGGUAUCAGAAGUAGAGCCUAGGAUUGAUGCUCUCUCCUCAACUGAAGAAAGAGUUAUGAUUGCAAGAAAGAAGUUGGGGGAUGAGGGGAUUGCGACAAUGUGAAUCUGCUUCUGUGAUCAGGCAUGCGAGCUGCACUUUUGGGAGUCUCUAAGCUACCAUGGAAAAGAAACUAUGGGGUGCCAAGAGCCUGGAAGCCCUUCAGUCGCUAUUUGGGACAGGUAUAUUGAGGUAAAAAAUGGGACUACAGCAUAUAGAGGUACAAUCCUGCGGAAUGUGUAAGUAUACAAGAUACAGCUAGGGCCAAUGGCAACCAUACCAUCCAUGAAAAGUAGAAGCAUACAUGCAUAAGGAGAUUAUUUUUGUAUUUAUUGGGAAUGUGAUUUUUCGUGAUUAAAAUUAAUCUGUAAUUGUUACAUAGACCUACAGAUAGGUUACUUUUAACCUCAAUUUAACUCGAUUUAUUCA
Molecule: messenger RNA, 2473 nt
Organism: Alnus glutinosa
Lineage: Eukaryota; Viridiplantae; Streptophyta; Magnoliopsida; Fagales; Betulaceae
Product: probable methyltransferase PMT9
Exons: 8
Coding region: 278-2110 (610 amino acids)
Cellular component (GO): endosome; trans-Golgi network; cytoplasm
Molecular function (GO): methyltransferase activity
Source: RefSeq, a predicted model, not a curated record